AUGGAAAAGCUUGGAGUACCAGCAAAAAUCACAAGAAUGAUAAGAGCAUGUGUUCAAAACUCUAAAUGUAUGGUCAAAUUUAACGGCCAACUGUCGAAGGCAUUCAUGAUCAACACAGGACUGAAACAGGGAGAUGCACUAUCACCAAUGUUCUUCAACAUCGCUUUGGAGGAGGUGGUUAGAAAUGCAUUAAACACCGGUAUAGGAGUCAAACUGCAAGAGUCUAAGACUAUCAAACUAAUAGCAUACGCCGAUGAUAUAGUAUUACACUCCGAAUCUGAGAGCGACCUUCAGAGUAUGGCAGAAUCUCUCAUGGAUGAAAGCAAAAAAAUGGGCUUAACUAUAAAUGAAGAAAAAACAAAGUACAUGGUACUGUCACGGAAAAAUAAUAGACAUAAUAACUUGAUAGUAAGAAAUAUGGAGUUUGAGCUGGUCGGAAAUUUCAAGUAUCUAGGGGUGGAACUGAGCGUGUCGGGCAAUAACCACAAGGAAAUUCAAAACAGAAUAAACUCAGCUAACAAGUGUUUCUUUGGAUUAAAGACAAUAUUAAAAUCUAAACUAGUUUCAAUCAAAUCUAAACUAACACUAUACAAAGUAAUCAUACGCCCGAUAGCGUUAUAUGCGUGUGAAACCUGGACCACGACCAAAACAGACGAGCAAAACCUAGCAAGAUUUGAAAGAAAGGUGUUACAGCAAAUUUUUGGCCCCAGAAGAAACCAAAACACGGGAGACUAUGAGCAAAGGAAGAAUGAAGAGGUUAUAAACAUAUUAGAGGAUUCGGACAUAAUAGCUACCAUGAAAUGCAAAAGGAUAAGCUGGGCAGGGCAUAUAUGGCGAGGCCGAGAGCAGACAAUUGGCCAAGUCAUCUACUGGAAGCCGAAGAGCAAAAGACAACUCGGCCGCCCAAGACAAAGAUGGGUAGAUAGGGUCCAUAAAGACUUGGGUAUGCUGGGAAUUUUGAACGGCGAAGAGCAAGCCACAGAUAGAGAUAGAUGGAGGGAAGUAGUGGUUGCGGCGAAGGACCUGAAGGGUCUAUUUUAA
This is a messenger RNA of Cinara cedri, 1041 nucleotides long. The record is from the annotation of a GenBank genome assembly. NCBI's taxonomy places the organism in Eukaryota, Metazoa, Arthropoda, Insecta, Hemiptera, Aphididae.